GGCCCGCACCACCAGCAAACGAUGCAAAAGCAUACUUAGACCGCCAUCUCUUCUGCCUCUUUUCAUCUUUCUGCUCAAGAGCACCACACGAGCAAGGCCGCGCAUCACCAUGGCCGACGCCAAUCCCUCAACCCCGCCGGCCUCCGGCUCAGGCGCUUCAAAACCUCCUCGUCCGCGCAAUCCCGUCUUCAAGAUGAUGGGUCUCCCAGCCCUCCCUCGCAAGCUCCCCUCCCGCAAUUGGCUCAUCUUCUGGGCCGUCUCUUCGUCCAUCGCCGGCGCAAUCAUCUACGACAAGCGCGAGAAGAAUCGCGCAACAGCGAAAUGGCGCCGAGCCGUUGCGCCCCUCUCCAAAGAGCUACUCCCCAAUGCGAGCCAGCUGCCCCGCAAACUUACCGUUUACCUGGAAGCCCCUCCUGGAGAUGGCCUGCGCACUGCUCAGGAUCAUUUCAUUGAGUAUGUCAAGCCCAUUCUAGCGGCUUCGGGUCUCGACUGGGAAUUUGUCCAAGGCCGACAGCAGGGCGACGUGCGAGCGGCUGUGGCCGAGAGGAUCAGGAGAUCCAGGAAGGCCCAUGAGCGGCCGGACGAAGAGCAGCCGGAAACAGAUGAAGCCAUUGUAGAACGUCAGAGGAAGAAGAUUGGGCUACCGGAAUACGAAGGAAUCAAGGGCGACAUUGUCAUUGGGCGACAUACUUGGAAGGAGUAUGUUCGAGGACUGCACGAGGGAUGGCUCGGUCCUCUCGACGCCCCGCCAUUGCCAGUUGUCGAAACGCUCGAAGACAAGCCCGAACCCGAAACCCCAUCUACAGAAGGCGACAGUGAUAAGAAGCCCGAGGACAAGAAGCCAGAAGAAGAGAAGAAGCCAGAGGAAGAAAAGAAGGAUAAGCGACCGCCACAGCCUCGCCCUCACAACUCCCCCGACGACUAUCCCUCCGCAGCCCUCCCAGCCACCAUCCCCGCCGAGUUCUCCCCUUCCACUCCCAUCGCCUUCCCCCACCGUCUUGGCUUCCGUCACACCUUUGUCCGUCUUGGCCGCUUCUUCACCCGCCGUCGCCUGGCGGAUGACAUCGGCCGAGAAGUCGCCGCAGUGUGCUUCGCCGCCGCGCGAGACUGGCGUGAGGCCGACGGCCAAUACGAGCAGCAGCUCGUCUUGAAGCAGGAAGAAGACGACUGGCCCAAGUUCGUCUGGAAGGACGAGCCCGAGCCCGCCGACGACGCAGAAAAGGCCAAAAAGGCCGCCGAGCCGCCCAAGGAGAAGAUUUGGGCCUCAGAUCUGGUGGUCGACUCGCGCAUCGUGGAGCGAAUGCGCCGCUUCGAGAUUCAGCCCGAGGACGAGGCUCGCGCGAAGCAGAUUGUCGUUCCGGAGACGGAGAUUGAGGGCUGGAUGAAGCGCAACCUGAGGAGCUUGUAUCACUGGGGCGCCAGCUCCUUUGCCAGCAAGCCGAAAGGCCCUGACUUGGGAAACUUGGACGAUGAUUGAAGCAAACAAAGGUGUUGAAAAAAAAGAUUAAUCUUACAAAAGGAGGAUUCCAAUGAUGUGAUGUACAUGAGGGUGUUUUUUUUUUUUUUUUUAGUUUCUUGUAUCAACAAUGGGGCAUGUGCUGUAUGACUACUGUAUGUAUGCGAGGGAGUGUAUUAAUUGGAUAUUGGACAUGAGAAAAGAAAACCACCCACAAAAAUGGCAGAGAGCGAGCUAUGGAUGGAUGAAGGGAUGGGUCAUGAUAGAGGGCGUAUAUACACAUUAUCGAGCUUUGCAGCUGUAUUAAUUCGCAACAACACUUGCAGUC
This is a messenger RNA of Trichoderma virens Gv29-8, 1784 nucleotides long. RefSeq lists its product as uncharacterized. Bases 110 to 1477 code for a protein of 455 amino acids. Gene Ontology annotation, cellular component: intracellular membrane-bounded organelle; cytoplasm; membrane. Lineage: Eukaryota; Fungi; Ascomycota; Sordariomycetes; Hypocreales; Hypocreaceae. Gene Ontology annotation, biological process: sphingosine biosynthetic process. The record is from RefSeq and is a predicted model, not a curated record. The transcript has a single exon.